Mytilus trossulus (common blue mussel) is the source of this 1920-nucleotide messenger RNA. Its product is annotated as cytochrome c oxidase subunit 1-like. The transcript has a single exon. Gene Ontology annotation, biological process: electron transport coupled proton transport; mitochondrial electron transport, cytochrome c to oxygen. Lineage: Eukaryota; Metazoa; Mollusca; Bivalvia; Mytilida; Mytilidae. The record is from RefSeq and is a predicted model, not a curated record. Gene Ontology annotation, cellular component: membrane. Gene Ontology annotation, molecular function: cytochrome-c oxidase activity; heme binding.
GCGAAACGAAUUUUGAUGAGAGGUGAUUGUAAGAGGCUUACUUUUGCUGUUGGAAGUGUAUUGUGUGUACCUGUGGUUUUCACGUCGAGAGUGCUUCUUAAGGAAGUAUGGGACCAAUGAAAGUUCUCAAGGAUCUAAUAGAAGGUUUGAAAAGGCAUAUCUUACUAUAGCGUAUAGGGAAAAAAAUAUUAAGAGGCUAAAAUCUAGUGCGGCUCUAAGGGCUAAUAAGGCUAGAUGAUUGGCUUCUAAGUAAGGAUAAAUAAAAUGAUAAAAAUACUAAAAAAGGAAGAAGUAGGGGGUUAUGGAGAAGUGGAGUCCUGGUGACGUCGAUGGCUGUGAUCAACAAAUCACAAAGAUAUUGGAACCCUUUAUCUGUAUAGCGGAGUCUGAGGAGGGUUGUUUGGAGCAAGGUUGAGGUUAAUGAUCCGAAUGCAACUGGGGCAUCCUGGAGCAGUGUUCUUAAAAAGAGAUUGAUUCUAUAAUGUGGUGGUUACAACGCAUGCCUUAAUAAUAAUUUUUUUUGCUGUGAUACCUAUCUUAAUUGGAGCUUUCGGUAAUUGGUUGAUUCCUCUGCUAGUAGGAGGUAAAGAUAUAAUUUACCCGCGAAUAAACAACUUAAGUUAUUGACUAUCUCCUAAUGCACUAUAUUUACUAAUACUGUCCUUUAGAACGGAUAAAGGAGUUGGUGCUGGAUGAACUAUUUACCCCCCUUUAUCUGUGUACCCCUAUCAUAGGGGCCCUAGGAUGGAUGUUCUUAUUGUGUCACUACAUCUAGCUGGGCUCAGCUCUCUAGUGGGGGCUAUUAACUUUGCUAGGACCAAUAAAAAUAUGCCAGUGUUAGAAAUGAAAGGAGAACGAGCGGAGCUUUAUGUUUUAAGGAUUAGAGUUACUGCAGUUCUUUUAAUUAUUUCAAUUCCGGUUCUAGGAGGGGGCAUCACAAUAAUCUUGUUUGACCGAAACUUUAACACAACUUUUUUCGAUCCCGCAGGAGGGGGGGACCCCGUUUUGUUCCAACAUUUGUUUUGAUUUUUUGGGCAUCCGGAAGUGUAUAUUCUUAUUCUACCUGCCUUUGGUGUGAUAUCAAAAGUAAUUAUGCAUUGCUCUGGAAAAGAAGCGGUUUUUGGUCUAAUUGGGAUAGUAUACGCAAUAAUCGGAAUUGGAGGGUUAGGGUGUAUGGUGUGGGCUCACCACAUGUUUACCGUAGGUCUUAAUGUUGAUACUCGAGGCUAUUUUUCUACCGCAACUAUAGUAAUCGCUGUUCCAACAGGGGUGAAAGUAUUCAGAUGACUGGCAACUAUAGCAGGAAGAAAAUUCAAAAUAAAGCCUGCCGCCUACUGAAGUACUGGGUUUCUGUUUUUAUUCACCGUGGGAGGGCUAACAGGGGUCUUACUGUCUAGGGCUUCUAUGGAUGUGUCUCUACACGACACAUAUUAUGUGGUGGCUCAUUUCCAUUAUGUGCUAAGAAUAGGGGCGGUGUUUGGGGUGUUCUGUGGUCUUAACCAUUGGUUGCCAAAUUUUGUUGGAGUAUGCUUUAAUAAGAAAUGGAGGAAAGCCCAUUUUAUAGCAAUAUUUUUUGGGGUAAAUACUACCUUCUUUCCUCAGCAUUUCUUAGGCCUAAGAGGAAUGCCUCGACGGUAUAUAGACUACGCUGAUAUUUAUGCUCACUGACAUUGGGUGUCUUCUUAUGGGUCCGCUGUGUCUUUUGGGUCUCUAAUAUAUUUUAAGUUCCUUCUAUGAGAGGCUCUAGUAAGCCAGCGAGGGGUUGUAUUUAGUGGGGGUUUAUGUGGUGAAAUAGACUGAGCAGGUACCCGAGACCUUUAUCCAGGAAGGAAGCAUGUUUAUAGCCAAUUGCCAUUUGUGUGAACUAACCCUUAUAACACGUGUAUCACUUAUAUUUAUAAGAAAUCGCGUAAUCAAUAA